Molecule: messenger RNA, 2456 nt
Organism: Phialemonium atrogriseum
Lineage: Eukaryota; Fungi; Ascomycota; Sordariomycetes; Cephalothecales; Cephalothecaceae
Exons: 1
Coding region: 300-2234 (644 amino acids)
Source: RefSeq, a predicted model, not a curated record
GGGCAAGCUGAGGCGACCCUGCUGAAACCUGACCUCCUCGUCGACAGACUGAUUUUAGAUCUCGUCUGCCCCAAACAUCACCGCGAUCAGAGUCGUUCAAAGUCAAGCAUGCAUCGUUUGCACGGAUUGUCAGCCGAGCCAGAACACUGUUAUCUCAGAGAUAAAAGCAACACUUCUCUCGGCCCUCCAUUCCCGCGACAUACUGCCGGUCCAGCCAUUGUCGCGACCUCGUCGCGUUGCAGAGACGCAACCGAAUAGUUUUUAUAUCAAGUGAUGGAAGCCCGCCAUCUGUCGAGGCCAUGGCGAACCCCAUUAGUCGACCGUUGAGCUCCCCUGGGGGAACGUCGCCGGACCCGAGUAGUACUGCAAGCGGUUUCAGGUCGAACCCAUCCUCGACAACGCAGGCUACUGGAAUCGCCCACGUCUCCAUUCCGGCUUCGAACAUGUUUCGGGACGUAUCCUACCGGUCGCCUGCUAGUUCGUCGGACUCGUCCGUCCCAUGCAGAGGCCCUUUUCCUGACUCCCGCACUCGUCUCUUCCCGCCCUUAUUACCCACGCAGAGCCGGACCCUGCCGCCCUUUGAACUCACCGCUCGACUUGGAAAUGUCUUGGCUGCCGAUCUUUUACCCACUGGCUCGGAAUCCAAUUGCACGUCUUGGGAAGUUGAGGACGGGGCUAGUGACGGGGAGCAUGCCAAGUACGGCCACAAGGACGGGGGAUCGGAUGACAAGCUUGAGAUGCUCCAAGCUUUAUGGGGCCAACUACAGGAUCGGCGUUAUACGGCCCGAGAGCUCCGGGCGAAAUUAUCGGAAAAGCGGGCGAAGUUACGGGAACUGAGGAAGCAGAAGGACGAUACGGACAACCAUUUCAUGGGCCUUAUACGGCCUCAUUUCCCAAGCAGCCACCGCUUAACCUUCGCCACAGACUUGAUAAUUCGACGAUUCAACGAGAUGCAAAGUAUUCGGUCUGCCUAUCAUGUCCUGGAGAACGAAGUCGAAGAGCUCGAAAUCCAACUAGAUGAAGAGCAGGGUUCACGCGAAACACUAGAGGCCCAGUUCUUCAGCUAUCUGGAGGCUUCCGCUCGUGGCAAUAGACCCCAAGAUGCGUCACCCUCUGAGUCGGAUACAGACAGCUAUGCUCCCCCGUCAAGGGCAUCCUUGUUGGGAAUCCCAGCCGAUCGUCCUGCCGACAUCCACCCGCUUUACAGGCGUCUUCUCGAUGCAGUUGGCGACCGGGAGCUUGCCCGAGAACAUCAUAUGGACCUAGUUAUGCACCGCGAUUCAAUAUUGUAUAACCUGGACUUGUCUCUCAAGCGGGGACGGCAACGCGCUGCUGAAGGAAAUCCUAAUUUUCAAGCCCCUGUAUCCGACGACGACGGUCAGCUUGAGCCCCUGAAAGUCUUGGUAGAAGAGCCUGGCAGGUUAGACGAAAUUUGUGCCCUGUACAAGUUGGCCAUCAACGAAGAUGACUACGACUUCUUGAAGGUUUUUGGCGAAGAGGAGGCCGAUGUGCAGAACACGCUGGAGGAGGCAAAGGAGGAGUGCGAACGGCUGAUGCAAUUGUGCAAAAGGAUGGGCGUGAUGCGAAAGAACGCCCCAUACCACGAAGAGUACACCAUCUUCUCCGAAACGGACGUGCUCGUGGCUGCCGGCACGAUGAGCAUCGAUCAAGAGCAUGGCCCCGAGCUUGAAGAAGGCCUGGCAGAUCCACGCUUCCCAGUCCUCCUAUCGAAUCCUCGUCAUAUCCUUGAGCCUGAACCCCUGACGGCAAAGGGCGCACUCAAAACCGCCACUAUGCUUGCAAGGGAUGACCCGUCGAGAGCGCAACUAGUAGCAGCGUCUAUGAAGGAGUACGGCAUCUCCACCCUCCUGGUCGAGGCAGCAGGAGAGAAUAAGUCCGACUACAUCAACAGAUGGCUCCUGCACCGACUCCGCACCUCUCCAUUGGAGGCUGAGCUCCUCUAUACGGUUUUUUCAACAAAGCUCAAGGUCCGCAAUCUAAGGCGCUGGCAGGAAGAUGUGUUAUAUUAUUGGUCUCGCGACAGGGCCAAUCGACCAGUCGAGGCCUUCGAAGGACCUAUUACCACGAGGGAUUCGCUUGUGAUAGACGGUGAUACCUGUUGGGAUAAUUUCAACUCGGUUAUCGAGGUUUCUUCGCAGCCACAGAGCGAACCGGGAUACACUCCGAAAAGACUGUCUCGCCGUCUGUCCAGACUCUUGCGGACUGUCCACUAAUCUAGCUGUCCAGACGGUCGAACUUAGCGACCUCUCGGUCAGGCUGGCACAAUUCUGGAUACUUCCAAUGUUUGAUUUCAUAUGUUUCUGCAGCGAACGUAUCUUAAGUUUGUAUACACAGAGCGGCAAGCGGGCUUGGGUUUUUUUUUUUUUUUUUUUGGGCUUCAUCGGGGUUUUAGAGGUCUCCUAUUUGGAUCUGUAAUGUUUGGGAUGGUCAGGUCU